CAAAAUAAAAAUAGGUACAUUUGCGAUCCAACUAUAACCUAAACUGAUAAGUAGGAAAUCAUUUAAAAUAUUAAUGACUUUUUGACAAUAAUUAAAUUUCGGUAUGAGUGUGUUGAUAACUAAAAUUUUUACGUCGUCUUUGAGGUGUAUAUCUGCUAGAACAGUUAUUUGUAAUACAUUUGGCGAUUCUGUACCAGUGAUAAAUAAAUUUCUUUUCAAUAAAAAUGAUAUUUUUCGCAUUAGACAACAAGUUUCUCGAAGCUAUUCUAAUGACACGAUACUACCAACGUCUAUGGCUUUGGACAAUACAAGUUUGCCAUUGAAAAAGAAAACUGUCCACAAAAAAACAUUACUCGAAGAUGUGUCGCACAAAGAAGGCCAUUAUUUAACUUUAGCAUACGCCACAGCAAAUAAUUACGAUUUGAAAGCUUUAAGAGAAGGACUGGUUAAUCAGAAGUUAUAUGAACCAGAAACUUUAAAAUCCCAAGAUCUAGGUGAUGUGGUGGUCGCCCAUGCUGUUUAUUCUAUUGGACAUGAACCGCGUGAGAUCAUAUUCUUCCGCGAAGGUGCUGUCGUAUUUUGGAAUUGUACAGAACUUGAAGCUAAUAAUGUUCUAGAUUUUAUCAGGCCAUUUGAAAUGGAGAGCUACCCAAACGAAGUAGUCAACAAGGAAAGAGAAGUGAUGACAUAUGAGUACCAAGUAAAUGUCAAAAGAUGUUCUCUACAUGAAUCAUCUAAUUGUUUCGUCCUUGUUCCAAACUCGGAUAACUCGCUGGAGAGAUAUACUUUCAGUCAUGCUAUGGCACAGUCAGCUCGUCUUGGAGCGUGGGAGGCUCGUCUUGAAGCUCUCGCUGCUGACGUAAGAGCACUCUCUAUGCACAUGGAGAGGGACGGAGCUGCACAUGUUGACAAGAAAGUGGUGGUUCGUAAGCUGGGUGAGCUUUUCUCUCUCCGUCACCAGCUGUGCUUGGAGUCAGACCUGUUGGAUACACCAGACUUCUACUGGGAGGAGGAAAGGCUUGAGCGCCUCUAUUCACACACAGUCGCAUACUUCACCAUACCAAGACGUACACGGGUGUUGAACGAGCGUCUCUCCCAUUGCGUGGAGUUGUUGGAACUGUUAUCCAGCUGGGCGGCUGAUCGUCACCACGUGCGCCUGGAGUGGAUGGUCAUCGCUCUCAUCCUGGCCGAGGUCUGCUUCGAACUGCUCCACUGUUAUGAGAGGUAUAUGUGGAACGAUUCAGGUCAUAGUGGAAAACAGCUGGCGCCAACUUUGGGAUGAAAAAUACAAACAGAAUUGCUUGAUAAAAAAAUAUUUCAAAUUCUUUAGGGGUUUGUUAUUGUUUAAACAGAUGAUUAGUAGCAAAGAAAAUUAUUGAAAAAAUUUAUAACCAAAGGCUUAGAUUAUUGUUAUAUAAUCAGUGAUACGUAACUCUACAACUCAGAACAUUAUUAUUUUGUAACUAAAUCGACAGAAAUGAAACUUAUUGUAUAUCUUAGUGAUACGUCUGUAAGAUCAAGCACUGAAUGUGAAUGUUAAAGUUUAUAUUUACAGUAAGUGAUGUUAAAUAAUUUUAGUUAUUAAGGAUAAAUAUACAAACAAUAAUAAAGUA
Danaus plexippus (monarch butterfly) is the source of this 1613-nucleotide messenger RNA. RefSeq names its product required for meiotic nuclear division protein 1 homolog. Gene Ontology annotation, biological process: positive regulation of mitochondrial translation. The record is from RefSeq and is a predicted model, not a curated record. Bases 104 to 1282 code for a protein of 392 amino acids. NCBI's taxonomy places the organism in Eukaryota, Metazoa, Arthropoda, Insecta, Lepidoptera, Nymphalidae. The transcript has 8 exons.